Messenger RNA from Chara braunii, 3459 nucleotides. The record is from the annotation of a GenBank genome assembly. NCBI's taxonomy places the organism in Eukaryota, Viridiplantae, Streptophyta, Charophyceae, Charales, Characeae.
GGGGUUAGACUCAAAGCAGACAAGGGAGGGAAGCAGGAUCGAAGGAAGCUGCUUAGAUGGACAGAAGAUUGGAUUACUUCCUAGUCUCAGCUGCAGCCUCGAGCGAAGUUAUGAGAGUUGUGACAGCCAACGAGUCAUUCUCGGAUCACAAGUCAGUCGUGAUGGACUGUGCCAUCACAGCCAUGGAAGAACGAGGCCCUGGUUACUUCCGGUUGAACACAACUCUGCUUGAGGACGAAGGCCUAAUUCUCUGGGUAAGUGACUUCUGGAACAACUGGAAAGAAGUUAAGACCCACACAAGCGGAAUGGGUGGAUGCAGGUACGCUGUGGACUAUUUUGAAGAUAUCAUGACGACUAGAAGGCCGUGCGAUACCAUGGAGGAUGACAUGUCCCUGCUGUCACCGCUCUGGAAUAAUUUCACAGUUCGGCUUACAGCAGAUGGAAGACUAUGGCUAGACAGACCAGUAUCGGAGGAGAAACUGGCCGAAACAAUCAAGGUCAUGGCGCGGGGCAAAGCCCCAGGUGACGACGGCCUGCCAAUCAAAUUCUUUGCAAGCUGCUGGGACUCGCUAGCGGGUGAUCUCACAGAGAUGUUCAACGAGGUGCUUAAUGGGGGCAGACUAGGAAAGUCAAUUACAAGGGGAAUCAUCUCCCUGCUCUUCAAGAAAGGCGAUCGCUGUGAAGUGCGGAACUGGCGGUCGAUAUCCCUAGUGAAUGUAGUUUAUAAGUUGCUGGCCAGAACCCUGGCCAGCAGACUGAGCAAGUUCCUGCCUGGAUUGGUCCAAAGGGACCAGGGCGCAUUCGUCCAGGGUCGCUCCAUCUUCGAGAAUGUUGUCACGACGAUAGAGGCAUUGAAACUCGUUGACAGGGAGGACGAGGAGACGGCGGUUCUUCUCCUGUAUUUGGAGAAGGCAUAUGAUCGGGUCAACUGGACCUUCGUAAUUACAACUUUGAAGGUGGCCGGCUUUGGAGAGGCGUUUUGCAGAUGGGGGAAGGUGCUGUACCUUUUCUCCUCGGCGGCAGUCUGUGUCAAUGGAGUCAUCUCCAACGAAUUUAAGCUCUCAAGGGUCAAAGCGCUUGCUGACGACCUGUUCGCUAUCUCGGUAAACGAGAGGCCGUCGCUGGAGGUGCUGAAGGGUUGCCUGGUGGACUUCGGUGAACUUUCGGAAGCCGCUGUCAACUGGAACAAGUCAACCUUCUUCUUGCCUAAACAGUUUCCGAUGGCAGUUCAAUGGGGUAUGGAAAGAAUUCAUGCGGAAGCUGCAGAGAGGUUCCUGGGCGUGCAGAUUGGAUUGGCGGAUUGCUCCUCGGCUCAGGAGCCGCCACGGCAGAAGACGGAGGAGGAGGAAGAACUCGAAGAGCUUGUAAACUUUGAGCGCUUUCGUGACUUGAUCAAACAUCGACGGCGAGGAUUGUCGGAUGAGGAGGGCCUGGAGGACAUUGAACAGGUGCUUGAGGCACGAGCUACAGCACCUCCGGCCAAUGAAAGACAGCGGGUACAACCUGCACCUGCAGCACCAGCUCGUGCAGGUGCGUACGCGCAAGUUGCUUUUUCAUACCAAGAUCCUGACGGUCUUGUGGAUGGAGGCGAGGAUGGAGAGGAGAGUGGAGAGGAGGAUGAGGAGGAGGAAGAGGAGAGCAGUAGUGAGGAUAGUGAAGAUGAAGACAUUGAGCAAAUUGCAAGGAAUCAUGGGGUGGACGAUUACAAUCGUCUUGUGCGCCUCGACAAGAAGGCAAGGGAUGAGCAGAGGCGGCAAAAGGAGGCAGCCAAGGGAGAGGUAGGAAUGCGCAAAUUAACGAGAAAGGAACGGCGGCGUGCUGCACGUGAGGAGAGAGAGAGGGAUCGGGAUGCUGCUUGGCUCACCUGCAAUAAACUGUCAUCACGAGAACCUGUCAGCCAUGAGCGACGUGCAAGCCCGAGUUACGAUGCCUAUCCUCAUGGAAGAAGAGGGCGGUCGCGAUCAGCUUCACCAGCACGAUGGCGCAGACAUGAGCGAGAUCGUGACAGGGACAGGGAUUGGGAUCGAGAUCGAGAUCGCGAACGGGAUAGGGAACGAGGGCGUGAGAGGACGCGCGAGCGGGAAAGGGAAAGCAGCCGGGCACGGAAUUCUCCACCGAAGAAAGAGUAUAUCACGGAGUUUGGUGGGCCAAUCAGUGGCGAGGAGGAUGGAAGGCGCUCGGGAGUUAAUACGGCGAUUGGCCAAGGGAUUGCUCCACCACCGUCGCCACCAUCGUGUCAUCUUCAACGUGGCAAUGAACAGCAGAAUCUCAACCGACCCUGGACGGGACAGAUUCUCGAGGCGCUCCGAAGUGAUCCAGCGGUGGCAGGGGUUUCCGCUGUUGGAGUGACUCCAGCUGCAGUGCCAGCAGUCCCAAAAGAUAAAGAAAGACGUCUAUCCGACUCUCGACUGCCUGCAACUGGGAGAGAUGGUCUGUCAGCUGCUGCUUUGGCCAAACUGUCCAAAGGUCCUCCUGCUGCUCUAGCCAAGCCAGCCCAGCAGCAAGGACUUCCACAGCCAACACUGGAAAAGAAGGCCGAGACUCCUCAGGAGCGCUUGAAGAGAAUAAUGAGCAAGCAGCUCAACAAACAGAUCAAGAAAGACACAGCGAGUGAACUCGCGAAGAAACGGGAGCAGGAGAAGCAGCGAUUGGAAAAGUUGGCAGAAACAAGACGAGCUGCUCGCUUAGCCUGGAGUAGCAGCCGUAGCCGUAGAGGCGGCGAACAAGAAGUCCAAGUCCCAGAAGACAUUAUCGUUCAAGGACCCGAUCAAGGUCACCUGUUUCCAGGGUUCGUAGUGGCAGGCGAUCACGUUCACCUCGGCGCUACCGAAGAUCAAGAAGCAGAAGCAGGAGCAGGAGCAAGUUAUAAGAAUACACAGAGCUUUGCAGUCUACAUAUUUCGUGCUUGCGAUCUUCGAUAAAAGGUCAACUGUGAGCAAAUGUAGUUUUGUCACCUUUUGUGUGAGUGGGCGUGGGGAGGGAUUUCCCUUUGGGUGUUUGCACUCACAUCUGUCAGUGUUCACUGUUCAGUGCAGGUAAGCAUACGUGCAUGGCGUGGAAGGGGAGGGGUAUUUAGUGAGCUUGGAAACCGCGAUGAUAGAUAGAGGUGUGAUAGGGGUUGCGGAGGGAGGGGUGGAGAGGGGGGUGAGGGGCACUGGCGGGUGUUAGACCGCGGGGAGGGGCUCACUGGGGCCCCCUCACCAGGAUUAACCGACCGGUUGAAGUGUGUGGUGUCGAAAACAUGUUGACAUUGUUUAGCGUGGAUUUCUUCCGCUUCGAGCCGACGCUUUUCUUGGUAAGUAGGACGGCUACAGCUGGCACCGACCUAUGGAAGCUGGAUGAGAGCCAGAGAGUUGUUUGUGUUUUAUACAUGUGUUCCGAUGUACAGGAAGGGUGUUUCCCAUUACAGACCUUUAUGGAAGAUUUUGGCACGAAGGAAAAUCAAUUGAUUGUAUUCAC